AGACCCAAUGGAAAGGCGCUGGAUGGACGCUAAUAAAAAGACCUGCGAUUUCGUAGAAAAAUACUGUAAACCAAACGGGCCCUAGGUUUUAAGGUAUUGUUGGUAGAAGAAGCAAGAAGAUCUCAGAGCGGCCACCGUCGCGAAAAUGUCGAAGAAAAACGAUUUGGGUCGCCGGAAAAAACAGCACGAGUUCAAUCUUCGGAGGGAAAGAGAAGAGAAAGAAAAGCUAGCCAAGAAGCUACAAGCAAAAAAGAACAAGAUGAAGGUGGAUGGUAAGGACAAGAAGAAGAAAGGUGGAAGUGGAUUUCAAGUGGGGAAGAAAAAAGUGAAAACAAAGAUGACUCCAUUGGUCAAAGCUAAAGCUGCACAAGCAAUGGAGAUUGAAAAAUGAGAUUAUGCUGUAAUUUAUUCAGGCGUAUGUAUGUGGAUUAUCAAUCAGAAACUCUGAUUGAUUCUAGAUAACUGUAUUCUUCUUUCUCGCAAUUUGGUAUCUGAAAUUGAAGCUGAUUACGUCUUUCUUCUGCAUUUAGCGAUAAAGACUUGAUAUUUGUUCAUGUUCCAUGUUAUCUAUAUUCUUUCUUGUGCUCUUAA
Messenger RNA from Solanum dulcamara, 591 nucleotides. RefSeq lists its product as uncharacterized. The transcript is spliced from 3 exons. The record is from RefSeq and is a predicted model, not a curated record. The coding region runs from base 146 to 391 and encodes 81 amino acids. NCBI's taxonomy places the organism in Eukaryota, Viridiplantae, Streptophyta, Magnoliopsida, Solanales, Solanaceae.